This is a messenger RNA of Entrophospora sp. SA101, 1167 nucleotides long. The record is from the annotation of a GenBank genome assembly. Lineage: Eukaryota; Fungi; Glomeromycota; Glomeromycetes; Entrophosporales; Entrophosporaceae.
AUGAAUCCAAUUAACCCAGUCCAUUUUUGGAGUAUUUUUCCGAAAGAUGACGGUGAAAUAGUGACUAUACGUAAAAUUCAUUUGACCAACUUGUAUAAUUUACUUUAUUUGUCUCUUCAGUCACAAAAUUAUUGUCGUGCUAAUCGAAUAGUUGAGAUAUUAUUAAGGAGUGGUGAUUUAGACAUUAGACAAAUUUGGAAGGCUUCGAUUGAAGUUUUAAAACAAUUAGGCAAUACACAGAAAGAAUGCGUUGAUUUUUUUAAUUUAUUGCUAAUGAGAACAAAGAUGCAAGACGUAAAUAUACUUUUAGAAUUGAUUUUCUACCAAAUAAAACACUGUGAUCCAAAUGAAGCACUUGCUACGCUUGAAAUAUAUUUACCGCAAGAACCAUAUUGUAAUAAUGCACUUUUUAAUGGUUAUGCUGGUUUGUUAACUUUUGCAUUACUGGGACAACUAGAAAAAUCAGAUCAAGACAAUGAUGUAGAUGGUGGGAAUGAGAAUGGGCAAAGUGAACCCAUUGAUAAUGAGAAAAUACGAUAUUAUGACUUGUGCAAAAGAUCGUUUGAAAAGGCUUUGGAUUUGGAUAUAACGAAUGACAUGUUUUUAGUAUAUUAUGUGAAAUUGUUAACAUCACAAAGGCUUGUUAAAGAAGCUUUAAAUGUCAUAAAAAAUUUUAAUAAAGAGAAUCCAAAUAUGAUAACAGGAAAACGACUUUUAUUCGAAGUUUUGUAUGAAUUUAAAAAAAAUGAAAAAGAAUGGGUUAGUGCUGGAAUAAUUUAUCAUAAAUUGGAUCCUGUGAGUCCACCAAAUAAAAUUUUAUAUCCUUUAAUAAACUAUUAUCAAUCAAUUAUAAACAAGACGAAAGUUUCAAAAAAAUCAUUGGCUGAUGCACAUUAUAAUAUUUUAGAAUUAUUAUUGACGAGAAUUGAAUAUGGAGACAAUAAGAUUAGAUAUGUAAAAGAUGCGAUAAAAACCACUCUGUUUGGGUUUAUUGCAUUUUGCACUGAGAAGUUAAUUUAUCAAAUAAAAAAGGCUAUACUCAAUCAUGAUGAUAAUGCUCUUGAGAAUUUAUUAGAGGUUGACGACAAAUUUGAUAAUGAUGAUAAUGAUAUUGAGAAAUUACCAGAUAUUGGUCAAAAUGGAAUGAAUCUUUUCUUGUUAUUAUAA